Olea europaea var. sylvestris is the source of this 1593-nucleotide messenger RNA. RefSeq lists its product as uncharacterized. The record is from RefSeq and is a predicted model, not a curated record. NCBI's taxonomy places the organism in Eukaryota, Viridiplantae, Streptophyta, Magnoliopsida, Lamiales, Oleaceae. Bases 1 to 1593 code for a protein of 530 amino acids. The transcript has 5 exons.
AUGUUGAGAUAUUUUAAAAGGGUAUCUCAAAUAUCUACCGAGGAAAAUGUUGAGGCAAAGAAACAACGCAUUGAGGAAAUUUCUAUUGAAGAAAAUGUCAAGGCAAAGGAAGCCAGUGGUAAGGAUGCUACUGUUGGAGAAAACGGUGAAGCAAAGGAAGCAAGUAUUGAUGACACUAAUUAUCAAGAAAAUGAUGAGGUAAAGAAAGCAAGUAUUGAGCAUACUGAUGUUGCACAACUUCCCACAGAUCCUGGAUUAAGAACUCCAAUAUUGGAUUAUAAUGUUAAUUUGCGAGAUCAAAUAAGAAGAGUAUACUUGCAGAGAGGACUAGCUUUUUGUGGUCAUGAAGAGUCAAAUAAUCAAGGUAACUUUCUUGAACAGUUGAAGUUUCUAGCUGAUCAUAAUGAAAGGAUUAAAGCUGUCACUUCGAAAAAUGCUCCAAAAAGUCACAAACUAACAUCACCAAAAAUUCAGAAAGAUACUGUAAGUGCUGGAGCUGUUGAAACGAUUGAUGUUAUCAUCAAAGAUAUUGAUGAUACAUUCUUUUCAAUUUUAGUUGAUGAAUAUCAAGAUAUCUCAGUGAAUGAGCAAAUGUCCGUUGUUUUACGUUAUGUUGAUAAGACGGGACAUGUGGUUGAACGUUUUAUUGGGAUUGAGCAUGUUCCCAGUACUACAGGUCUAUCACUUAAAGCAGCUAUAGAUAAAUUAUUUUCAAGAUAUGGGUUGAGUAUAUCCAGAUUGCGAGGUCAAGCUCUUGUAGCUAUAGCAAAGAAGAAUAAGAAAGUCCAAAAACUCUUUAAUUUGGUUUCUAGCAUGGUGAAUAUUGUUGGAGCUUCUUCUAAACGUUGUGAUAUUCUCCGAGAGAAACAAGAAGCCAUAAUUUUUGAAGCACUCAUUAAUGAUGAGAUUUCAAGUGGGCGAGGUCUUAAUCAACAAAGCACUAUUGCACGUUUUGGAAUUUCCAUUGAAUUGUCUACGGCAUUACAAAGAAAAGAUCAGGAUAUUGUAAAUGCCAUGAGUUUAGUGACAGUAUGCAAACAAAGACUCCAAGAAAUGAGGGACAAUGAGUGGGAUUCUUUUUUGGAUGAAGUCGCUUCUUUUUGUCAAAAGCAUAAUAUUGAUGUUCCUGAUAUGGAUAGUGUGUUUGUACGCCCAGGUUGCUCAUGGCGUAAUACUGAAGAAAUGACAAAUUUUCAUCGCUUUCGUGUGGAUUUAUUUUAUUCUGUCAUUGAUAUGCAACUUCAAGAAUUGAAUGCUCAUUUUUCUGAGGUAAGUACAGAGUUACUUCUUUGUUUAGCAUGUUUAUGCCCUGAUGAUUCAUUCUCUGCUUUUGACAAGGAUAAAUUAAUUCGUCUUGCUAAGUAUUAUCCUAAAGAUUUUUCAAAGAUUAACUUUUCAGUUGCUACUGCUUCAGUUGAAAGAGUAUUUUCGGCUAUGAACAUUGUGAAGAAUCGACUGCGAAAUCAAAUUGGAGAUCAGUGGAUGAAUGAUAGCUUAGUUGUGUAUGUGGAAAAAGAUGUAUUUAACGAAAUCAAUAACAAGACUACUAUACGGCGUUUUCAAAGUAUGAGAAGCCGUAAGGAACAAUUGUAA